Toxoplasma gondii ME49 is the source of this 2958-nucleotide messenger RNA. RefSeq lists its product as hypothetical. The record is from RefSeq and is a predicted model, not a curated record. The coding region runs from base 149 to 2467 and encodes 772 amino acids. The transcript is spliced from 3 exons. NCBI's taxonomy places the organism in Eukaryota, Apicomplexa, Conoidasida, Eucoccidiorida, Sarcocystidae.
UGCCGCACGCGACGUCUCCAUUUACGGAGGAUGUAAUACGUUCUUUUCCGAAAAACUAUUGCAGGCGAAGCCACGUCCCCAACGUGCACGGGCGUCGCUAGCUACAGGUCAUUUUCCAUCGGCUUCUUUCACCUUUCACAAAGAUCUUAUGCCUUUUCGGGAACAUUUCACCAUCGCGGAAACAAUCUCACGUUACACCCCUGACUUCCCAUUCAGAUUUGCCGCUCUCACGGAAGUUCGCUUGUUUGCAGCAAGUCCUGGCGCCGCCGACAAAACGUGUUCAAAAAUGCUGUGUGCAUUGGGAUGUGCCAUCGAGUUCAUGGAUACUAGCUUUGAAUUUGAGGGGAACUGGUUCGUGCAAUCCCUUGCUGCCGAGUCAUUUUCCAGAAGCCGCAGUAGAGUCUGUUCAGCGUUGCCAAGUAGCCCAGAGCAACGUGCUGCUUCCUGUAGGAUGCCAGCUGAUGCGGCCUCAGUGCCUGGAAAAAUGUCUCUGUUCACUUUUCCCGUUCGUCUGAAGCAUGCCUCCAGCUUCUGGUGGGUGGUGUUCCUUUACCUCGCAGGAAUUACUCUGGAGAUGCCAGUUUCCGGUCAGUCUGCCUCAAUGUUUUCCCCUGAGUUCUUAUGCCUCGGAGCGGCAUGCGACCUGAUCAAGUGUAGUAGCAAUGCAGAGUGUCCUCCAUUUCACACAUGUACCGGCUACUCCACGUCGGUGUUUGGGAAAGGAACGGGACUGUUUGGGGGAAAUGGACUUGGCCUCGGUCAGCUUCUGGGGCAACCUAUCAGGGGAUCGGGAGGUUUUCUCUCGGCAAGCCCUGCAGUUGCCGCCGGCGUGGUUGACGGUGUCUGGAGUGCGCUGGCACCAGAGUUAAAGCCGCCUAUCAAAACCUUGUUCAAUCCCAACUUCUGCGAGCCGUCUGAGCUGCGACAACCCUCCAAUAUUGUGACGCCCGGAGGGUACUUCGUUACAACAGACAUGCAAGCGUGGGCACCUCCCGGACCCGAAAGGAUCGUCGACCUCCCGGAAGCCAGCACGGUCGGCACUCUAUACAACACGCCGUCGAUAAAUCAAGCUUUCGCUUUUCGGUCCGCGACUCGCCAACCCGACCGAGAGAGUCCAGCCACUAGAAAGGACGCAGCGUCGAGUGCAAAGCGGCCGUCUCUGCCGCAGGCUUCUAUCAACGGGGGCCUGAUACAGUUUUCACAAGACAUGAACCAGAACGGUCAGACUGUGAUGGUUGCUCGGUCAGUGUACGAGGGACCAGAGAACAGCGUCGAUGGAGGUUUGCCAACUGGGGCUGAAGGCAGCUCUUGGAAGGCACAAAACUCGAACAACACGCGCUCGGCAGAGGCGGAGUCCUUGCCUCGAGCAAGUCAACCAAAAAGCACGCGUGCUGCUGACGCUCCAACUGCCUCAGCUUUCCGCCCCCGGAAAUACAAAGAAGUGCAUUCCACCGUCCUCACCUCAGAUCCGGCGUCGGCCGCCGUGAGCAUGGUGAGAGAAGAACCCCUUCCGGGUGUGCCCCCGGCACAGACGCAGUCGGCGACAGAGCCGCUGAAACCUUCCCUAAAGGUGGAAUCGCAGUUGAGCCUUCUCUUUGGAAGUGAUGGAGAGACCCAGUCGGUGCCACUGGAUGAGAAAAAAAAACCUACGCUAACCACUGCUCCGCCACCUGGCAAAGCUUUGGAGGAAACCGUCCAAUCGUACAUCAUGCAGCAGAUCCAGGCACUCGAUGACACGCAAGUUGACCUCCUCUUUCAAAAGCUGCUGGGAGAUACUUCUCUGUUUGAUGAAACAUCCAAACCAGGCAACAGCCAAGUGGUAAGGAGCCUACAGAUGUCUGAAAAGACGAACUUCCCAGAGGGCUUGGACGCUCUGUUCGACCUGGGGCUCCUGGCCGCCGGCGCCGCCGCCAUUGAAUUUUUCCCUUUCAACAAGCAACCAUUGGUUAGCUCAGUUGGAGUGCAGAAUCCGAUUCAGUUCGGCAUGAAUGUCAUGAACGCCAAGUGGGAGGCGCAGAUCCACUGCCUGACGCCAGUGGCAACGGCUUACUCUCCUUUGGGAACCGUCAUUGUGGAUCUGGCCAAUCGCAGCGACUCGCCGUCGAUAAUCCGGAAUGACUUGUUUGAAGCUUUCAUCAAGGGGAACAGAGACAACAGCCGCAAACCUUUAGUGUCAGUUGUCGAGGUCUCCAAUUUGCGGGAUGUUCGUCGAGACUUUGUGCUCAUUGUUUGUAGCCGACCUGGUCGAUUUACCACAAAGUUCCAGGUCGACAUCUCUUUCGCUGGUCAAGAAGGAACAGCGUCCAACGUGUGCCCCAUCGAAGUCUUGUGCCAGGAGGGCCUCGAGAUCCCGCCUUCUGAGCUGGCUCUGUUCUUCGAAACAGACGAAGAAGAGGGAGAGCAAGAAGAGUUGCCGCCCGCACCACCCACAGACAAACCCGAAAAGAAAAAGAAAAAAAAGAAAUGAGCACGUCGUGACACUAACCCAAAACGUUGGUGUCAUGUGUGGCGGUGGGGUACAUCUUUUGGUAACAGCCGCCCAAGAAAAUACAGCUCACAAAUUCCCCGUAAAAAAACAAGGAAUUUUGUUGCUCCCAUGGCCACGAGACUCUUCCUCCAGAGAGCACAGCCUGACGAUAGUUGAACGGAUCUGCUGCGGCAUCGACAUGCAAAUCCACGGCCAGCACAGCUGAUAGAACGAUUUCACGUUUUUGUGAGGCGCUGCGGGCAUUCUUUUUUUCGUCUUUUCUUAUCGCAAACUAUCCACGCCAUGAUGGAGUGCUGGACUUGCUUCUUCUGACAAUGGUUGAUGCGAAUCCCGUAGUCAUGGAUUCUGCUACGGUUUCCCUUUGUAUUCUGAGGGAACGCGCCUCUUUUGUGCACAUCAGCAAGUGCCGUGCCAAUCAAUGUCUCUUUCUGGGUUCCUUCGUUACCGAACUGACUAAUCGAUCGUCAGAG